GGAGCCUGUCGGCUGUGAGGUUAUAAAUACGCUGCAGCUGCUGAUAAUCGGACACCUUCCACGUCCCUUCAAUCGGCCUAACUUCCCCCCUCCACCAUCCACUGCGGCUGACAAAGCUGUGGCUCCCACCACGACUCUAACACUGGAGCUGUAAAUUUCACAACCGGGGUUCCGGUUUAAAGCACCGCAGAAAGCUAACCAGCCCGCACCAGUGUGAUCCUUUGCAACUGUCUCUGAAACAUCUCGUUUCGGAGAAAUUGCAGUCGGAAAGCCCACACAAACUUAUCGUUGCCGCAGCUCCCAAAACAAAUCGCCCAAAUCCAAGCAAAAUGGUGCAAAAUAAGAUCAGCGAAGUCACUGGAUUCCAUCGCUCUUUUAAGGGCCAAAAUCCUUUUGAAGCAGAUGACUUCACCAAAAAUGGAUCUCAUCUUAUAGAUUCAACAUUUGAUUUUGAUUCCUCCCCAAGGCAUGAUUUACCUUCCAGCCAGCCCAUUGAUAUACCAGAUGCCAAGAAGAGAAACAAGAAGAAGAAGCGUUGCAGGGCAACGGAUAGUUUCUCAGGACGUUUUGAAGAUGUAUACAGACUACAGGAUGAAGUACUGGGAGAAGGUGCCUAUGCCAGAGUGCAGACUUGCAUAAACCUUAUAACCAACAAAGAAUAUGCGGUCAAGAUAAUUGAAAAAAGGCCAGGCCAUAGCCGCAGUCGUGUCUUUCGGGAGGUCGAAAUGCUCUACCAAUGCCAGGGCCACAGUAACAUCCUGGAAUUGGUGGAGUUCUUUGAAGAGGAGGACAAAUUCUAUCUAGUGUUUGAAAAGCUCAGAGGAGGGUCAAUUUUGGCACACAUUCACAAGAGGCAGCACUUCAGUGAGCAAGAAGCCAGAGUUGUCGUGCAGGAUAUUGCCAGAGCUUUGGAUUUCCUGCAUAACAAGGGAAUGGCACACAGAGAUCUCAAACCUGAAAACAUCCUCUGUGAAAGUGCAGACAAGAUUUCACCUGUGAAGAUUUGUGACUUUGACUUGGGCAGUGGUAUCAAACUGAACAGUGAUAGUUCACCCAUCUCCACCCCUGAGCUUCUCACACCUUGCGGCUCAGCAGAGUACAUGGCACCUGAAGUGGUGGAGGCCUUCAGUGAGGAGGCCACCAUUUAUGAUAAGCGAUGUGAUCUCUGGAGCCUAGGAGUCAUCUUGUACAUCAUGCUUAGUGGUUACGCACCCUUUGUAGGCCACUGCGGGGGUGACUGUGGUUGGGAAUUGGGGGAACCCUGCCACAGAUGCCAGAACACACUCUUUGAAAGUAUUCAGGAAGCAAAGUAUGAGUUUCCUGACAAAGACUGGGCUCAUAUUGCCUCAAGUGCCAAAGACCUGAUAUCCAGACUACUGGUUCGGGAUGCCAAAAAUCGCCUUAGUGCUAGCCAGGUGCUACAGCACCCUUGGGUGCAGGGGGAUGCAUCUGAUACCUUGCCAACACUGGUUUUUCAUCAGAGAAGCAGCAACGCGAGGGAUCUGACCUUCUUUGCGGACAAGGCCAUGGCUGUGAACCGGCAGCUGGCCGAACAAGAUGGAAUGGAAGAGCAGCAGCAACAGCAGUUGGAGACCCCCUUUGUGGUCACUGCUACCGGGUCUUCCAUGCGCCUCUCGCCUCCUUCCAACUCGAAGCUGGCCAGGCGAAGGCAGCGCAACAGCCAGCCUAAGGGCGGCCCCGUCUCUGCUGCUGAACUCCGUCAGCUCCUGGCCCCUCUUGUUAUUGUGGGGGACUGUGCCUGAUUUUUUUUUUGGUUUUUUUUUUUGUCAACGUUGACCUCAGACCUUCUGCGAAGAUCGAAGACCUGCUCCUCUCCUUGCCUGUCUUUGACUCUAGCUGGCCUUGGUCCCUCGCCAUUCAGGCUCUUUCUGCCUCGCUGUAAGAGGAGACCACAGCUCUGUUUCUAAAUGCCUUUUGACCCUUUGCAGCACUUCCGAAGCACAUCAGCCCAGGGCCUGCCAAUACAGAUGCACGUCCAGGUUCUUUGGGGAGGCGGGUUAUGAAAGUCUUUUCUAAGUUAUGUCCCCACCCCACCCCCUUUAAUGUCACUUGUUUUAAACUUAACUCAGACACCAAAGGACAACCUGUCGUGCUGCUCUUAUGUUACAACUGGAUCCACUGUGAAUUAAGUUGUCUGGAAUGUUCUCUUUGCCUGUAUGUAUUUGCAUGAACAGUCAGUCUGCACAUACAUACAAGCUUAUGCAAUAUGCCAAGAUGAAGGUGUACAUACGGGGUUGGAAGAGCUGUAAGCCAAUGCUGUCUGUGCCUGGUGCAGUUAUUGUGUGGCUGGGGAUUCAUUAAAGCUGUUGAUUUUUGUUUCUUUAAAUUAAGAGAUUUGGAAUCAAUUUGGCUUGGUGGCAAUGCAGUUAAAGCUCCAAGAGCAAAGAAUGUCCGUAUACUGCCAGCCAUCAUGUAAUUUACGGUAAUAAGCUGAUUUAUACACUUUGGCUCGAUGCUAAAUGAUCAGUUGCCAUACUGUUCAGUGUCAACAUUUCUAAAACUCCCUCCCGGAAAAUGACUUGGUAUCCUUGAACAAUGUCUGGUAUGUUGCUCAGAAUAUACACCCCCCCCCCCCCCCUCUCCACCUAAAGAAUUUAUGAUGUCCCAUAGCCACACCCAGCGCUUAUGGUUUUUCAUUUUUGUAUUUUUUUUUUUCUAUUUUAAAUAUGCAAAUUAAUGUGUGCAUCAGCUAACCUUGAUAUUUUUGGCCAUGAAGGUUAGAAAAUCCCUCUAUUAAGGUAUGAAAAAGCACAAUUUGGACAAUAUGACCUCGUCAUUUAAUCGAGUAAUUGUUUGGACCAUCAGCAUUUUAAUGCAUUUUUUUUUUGAUGAGAUGUCCAUGACAUUGAAGAGGGAUUUUCCUAUAGACAAAAAAAAAAGGAAAAACAUUCCACAAAACAAAAACAACAAAAGUCUUCCAAAAAUGUCUAGCUGAAUUAUGUUUACUUUUUUUUUUUUCCAUGUUUAAUACUCCAUGUGAAUGUGCCACUUUUUUCAUUUUUUGUAUGGCUUUUCUACUCGGUGGUUGUCAUGGAGGUGCUGGAGUUAAGGUGGAGCAGCCAGCUGGUUUCCUUCAGUUAUGUUCUUAAGUUGUAUGAAAGUCUGCAGAAGUUUGAGUUGGGCUGGAGCGUUUGUUCCCGGAAAGUUAUGUUCUAUUAAUGUUCACGACUUGGCAAUAAUUGUUUUCUUUUGAUUGAAGUAAAAAUUCAUUGUGAGACUGUGAUAGGCGACGAAAAUGUGACGAUAUCUGUUUUUAAAAAGUGUUCAAGUCAUUACUGGCACAUUGAAGCGCAAUUCAUAAGCAGACGGGUGCUGAUGAUACCGUCAGCACUACAGUAAUGGUACUCUGGAAAUGGUUACCUUGUUAGUAAAGGAUACAUUCUGCUGAUAACAGGACACUGUAAUAGCUCUUGAAACCACCUACAAUGCAUCAUCAUGGGAUUUUAUGUCUUAUAAUAAGACUUGAAUUUAUUAUGCAGCUGUUUCUUCUCUAUUUGGGGAACUACUUUGCUAAAUCUUUAUGCAUUAAUCUGAUGGUUAAGGCAAAUUUGGGGGCUUUUAAAUGUCUAAUACAGUUCAGUAUUUUUUUUUUCCCUAGUCUCCUUCAAGAAUCAAAGUUUUGGACUAGGAUUGAAACUUGUGUUUGUGCGCGCAAAGAACCUAACACGAGAUCCUUACUGGUGUAAAUGAGAGUUCUGUGUCAUGAUCAUUUCGACUGUUUUGUGUAAUGGCAGUUAUAACACUGUUUAUGGGGGAAAGUUCUAUUCUAAGCCUCACUUUUGUUUUUGUCAUUUUGACGUAAAGAAGUGUUCAAUUUCAUUCAUGUGGAACAGUCAUCCUUUUCCAUAUUUUGAAUGUAGUCCACAGGCAAACAAUUUAGAGUCCAUCAACACUGAUCAAAAGCUUUUCAACAGAACUCCUCCAGUCUGAGGUAAACCAUCUUGCCUAAGGUGGAUGAAGUCCUUGAGCUGGGACUUCAGAGCCAUUGGCUGAUUUUAUACCAUCUUGAUAACCUCAGGAGGAUGAAGUUUCGGGGGGGAAAUGCAUCUUUAAACGUACAAAACAAUUUUGGAUUUAAGAUAAGCACUUUACUGUACCAUGUGAAUGAGUGCAGUUUACUCAAAGCAACAAUUAAACCAGUUGUUCCAGAA
Molecule: messenger RNA, 4172 nt
Organism: Corythoichthys intestinalis (scribbled pipefish)
Lineage: Eukaryota; Metazoa; Chordata; Actinopteri; Syngnathiformes; Syngnathidae
Gene: mknk2b
Product: MAPK interacting serine/threonine kinase 2b
Exons: 14
Coding region: 330-1763 (477 amino acids)
Biological process (GO): peptidyl-serine phosphorylation; intracellular signal transduction; protein autophosphorylation
Cellular component (GO): nucleus; cytoplasm
Molecular function (GO): calmodulin binding; ATP binding; calcium/calmodulin-dependent protein kinase activity
Source: RefSeq, a predicted model, not a curated record